Messenger RNA from Hypoxylon trugodes, 2010 nucleotides. Its product is annotated as general substrate transporter. Gene Ontology annotation, molecular function: carbohydrate:proton symporter activity. NCBI's taxonomy places the organism in Eukaryota, Fungi, Ascomycota, Sordariomycetes, Xylariales, Hypoxylaceae. The record is from RefSeq and is a predicted model, not a curated record. The transcript has 2 exons. Gene Ontology annotation, biological process: transmembrane transport; carbohydrate transport. The coding region runs from base 233 to 1897 and encodes 554 amino acids. Gene Ontology annotation, cellular component: membrane.
CUUUUUCUCACUUAUAUAGCUUGAGACCGAGGUUGAGACUAGUGGCUAACAGCAUCCUUCAACUUUGACGGCGGUUGUAUGCUUUCUCAACUAUGCUAACUUUUCUUUAAUCCCCCUAUACUUUUAUCAAAUAGUAUUUCUUUAUUCCAUUUCAUUCAUUAUACAUAACUCCUUGCGGAGCCAAUCGUUGUGGUUUGGCUAGGUAUCAUCGCCAAAGCAGCCGUCAGCGACGAUGCCGAAUCCACCACCCGAACCCGGCGCCGAUGAGACGGAGACACCGAAACCAUGGGUAUCACAGAAGACCGCUAUCGUCGUCUUCUCCAGCCUGGCUAUCGCUCUAUACGGGUACGAUCAAGGCAUGAUGUCCAUGGUCAACACCAACUACUCUUAUCUUAGUACCAUGGGCAUAGAGGAUACAUCUAUUUUACUUGGUGUCAUCGUCGCUAUAUAUUACAUCGGAUGCACAUUUGGCGCCAUCGUCGCUUCGCAUUUUGCCGACAGCCGCGGGCGUAAAUGGGCUGUAGUUAUGUGCCUUUUCGCCAGCAUAUUCGGAAAUCUCCUCAUGUUCAUUCCUGGUAUUUAUCCGAUUAAGGAGGACGAUACCUGGAAAGGAUGGUCUUUGCGUCUUAUGCUCAUUGGACGCUUCGUGUUGGGACUGGGUGUUGGGGGGAUUGACGCCGUCAUACCUGUCUACAGCUCCGAGCUCUCUAAGGAUGGCGCUCGUGGAAGUGCCUUGGCAAAAGAAUUCCAAGCGAAUAUUUUCGGAUUAUUGCUAGCAUUCGCGCUCAACCUAUUUCUCACUAUCGGACUCGGGAAAAACAACCAAUGGGCCUGGAGAAUCCCAAUCAUCUUUAUGCAAAUCUUCCCUUGGUUGCUGCUAUCCAUAGUUAGGAGCUUACCGGAAUCGCCGCGAUGGUUGAUCAGCCACGAGAGGUUAGAUGGUGCACUAGAUGCUCUUACUGGCCUCCACGGUCAAGAUCAGGCCGAAGAAAUGUUUGAACAACUCCACAGAGCCAACGAAGAAGAGGAACAAGACAAGCUAGGGUACUACGAAAUGUUUUUCGGGAGCCAAUCUCAUCCGACCGCGAUCACUGUGAUGGGUCAGAUUAACCAGGCUUUGACGGGUUAUGGGGCCGUCUCUGUAUACGGACCUCAGAUAUUCGAGCUUUUAGGCCUAAAAGUGCGCAUUGCGGAAUACGCGACACUCGGAAAUUACAUAUUUUACACCGGCAUGAUGACCGUUGCUUGGAAAACCAUCGAUGUUGUGGGCCGAAGGAAACUGAUGCUAUGGGGCUCACUGGGGUUGGCGGUCUGUUUUGGCCUGUUAACAAUUUUGGGCGGUAUCUCGGUAGACAUCUUUCGCAAGCCUCAAUUGCCCGUGGAAAUCAUCGGUUCGAUUAUACUCUGCGUGUCGACAGCUAUUUUCGGCGUGAGCUGGCUGACGACUGUCUGGUUGAUCCCGACAGAGAUUUAUCCCAACAGUGCGCGCGCGCAAGGUAGCUCAAUCAGUGUUAUCAUAUGGGGCCUGGCCAACUUCGCCAUUACGUUCCUCACCCCAAUUGGCUUCAAUAAUCUGAAAUACUGGUUGUUCUUGGUGUUUGCUGUUACCAAUACGAUUGCGGGGCUACUAACCUGGCGAUACUCGCCCGAAACCGGGGGCAGGAGCUUCGAAGAAAACCAACAAUUCUUUAUAUCUGCUCGAGAGAAGGGAAGGUUCGCUGUCAAAAAUGUUGACGGUGGAAAAUACUUACGUAUGCCUCAAAGGGAAGAUACUCCCCAGAAUCUCGAAGAGGGCGACCAAGAUGAGGGCGAGGACGCUGAGGGUGAAAAUGCUAAGGGCGAAAACACCAGAAGCGCACUCAAUGAAAGGACUCCUCUAUUAUUGAGUUGGUGGUAGAGGUCCCGAAAAUGUGGUUUUAUUGAGGGGAUUUUAUUAGCGGUAAGGACUAUGGAUGAUGACCUGAUGAUUUCAUGAUAUAAACAUUAGGGGAUAGCGACCUGUAUCGUUAU